Messenger RNA from Agrilus planipennis (emerald ash borer), 7246 nucleotides. RefSeq lists its product as uncharacterized. The record is from RefSeq and is a predicted model, not a curated record. NCBI's taxonomy places the organism in Eukaryota, Metazoa, Arthropoda, Insecta, Coleoptera, Buprestidae. The transcript has 16 exons. Bases 185 to 6256 code for a protein of 2023 amino acids.
UUGGGUAUAUUAUUAUAAACAGUUUGCCAUGUAGUUAUUUGACACAUUUUCCAAAUUUCAGUUCUCCAAAAUUCGCCGUGUUAUUUAUCUUAAAAAAAAUUCAAAUGAAUUAGUAAAAAUAGCCACGAAAUCAUACAAAAAAAAAUCUGCAUGUCUACAAUAAAUAGGUGACAACGUUACGACAAUGUCUCCAAAGAAAAAACAUAGACCUCGGCCUAAACCCGUUAUCUCGUAUCCACCGGUAACGACAAGAAAAUGGAUACCGCCGGACAAGCGAAAAAAGCACCCGAAAAAGCCCCCCCAACUUCUAUACGAAAAACCUCCCGGCAUACACCAUCCCUUGGAGUUAUCGUCUCUGCUAAAAGUAUGGCACAAUUUUCUUUUCAUUGAUAACGGCGCCAGGGCCGUACUCAUGGGCAGUUUCAGCCUUACCAAUCGAAGGUUCAGGUUUAAAUCCAAUGGAAAACAGGCCAACUGUAUGUGUAUGGUCGCUUUGGCAUUUACGAAAUUGUUUGAUAUGUCCAUAUGGACGCCGGCCGUGGUGGACAAGUGUCUGGAAGUGGGCGAUACUCUCUACGUGAAUAGCGUUAUCUCGUUGGAAACAAGAGAUCCGAACAAGGGCAUUCUCAAAAUAACCGAAAUAUUGCCCCAUUUCUAUUUGGACGAUAACAAAUUAACCAUGGAAGUGAAAGAUGAGAUGCAGGUGUCUGGAAAAUUGUUCCCGGAUGUGGACGACUCCCCGUACUUGAAAAAUGUGAUUCAAACGUUCUUUAGCAAACACGACGGGGGCAUUUUGGCUACGCAAAAGAAAUUCUUUGCCGUGUGGACGUCGGGGGGAGCGUACUAUCUCUUCGACCCUGACGAUCACGACACCGCUGGACUUCGUUGGAAGGGCGUACCUGGUAUGGGGUACUCUUUUGUAGGCCGAUUCCAUAAUACGGAUAAACUUGUCGAAAUUCUACACGAGAACGUGAACAAAACCAGCAACGAUCUUUUCACUAUUUUUCCAUGCGUGCUGCUGCGAAUGAGCAGAAUCGCGAGAUCUGCACCGGAAACGUUCGAAGAGGUAGUUACCGCUGACGGAGAAAGAUCUAAAGCUUUGGAAGAAAAGAAAGAGGAGAAACCGAAAGAGAAGCACGAUUUUCCGUCGGCAAGAUUAUACCCUGAUAAAAAGUUGCCCCCUCCUCCGCCUCCGCCUCCCAGGGAGUCCGAAAUUCUCAGGGAGUUGGAGGCGGAACGAGCCAGGAAGCAAAAGGAGGACGAGUUCGAGGAGUUGAACCCGGUGCUUGUGAAUCUGAUGACUCAAAGGGAGUCCCAAGUGGAAGCUAUGCAGGCUGAAGCCGGUCCUGAAGAUAUGACCCUUCUCAAGUUCCAACCGCGCGAAGUACCUUCUUCACAAAUGGUUAAAGACAGGCCCAGAGCUGGCAGCGUCACGUAUUUCAAAAGUCUCAUUGAGGGUGUGAUGGGCAUCUUACGAGGGAGAACUCAUCAGUGCGACCCCAAUUUUUCGAAAUAUUUGGGUAAACAAAGCGUUCCCAACGCGUUUGCCGCGUUAACAAUGCUCCGUCUUGAAAAAUCAAGACGAUGGAUUUGCAGAAACCUGAAGGACAUCCUAGAGAUGGGAGAGCAUUUGUACCACGACUCCAUGAAGCUUCUAACCGGCGAUCAAGUAUUGAGACCGUCCACCAUGAUAAAGAAAUACCAGAUGCGCGACAAAGAGUUCGCGCCAGAUGUUGAAGAAUUCACAGUUGUCGGCCGUUUGGGUUCAGUUAAAACCGACGUUUUCGAUCUUCUUCCUGCACUCACGGAAUUCUUCAGGGACAACGAGACGGGAGUUAUCGUCGGCCCGUUGACUCUGGCAGUUUGGAUCGAAGAUGGCUACUAUUACAUGUUCGAUCCGAACGAAAGAGAUCGCAACGGGCUUGUGAUUAACAGACAAGUUGUUGUUGGAUCGGAGACCAUGAUCGUGGACGUGGAGCCCGGUGUUGCCUGCUGCACUUGGUUCAAAAAUCUCAAAGAUUUAGUUGACGUUUACAUGAAUAACAUUCUCAAAAGUCAAAACAAAGAUCCGUUCUACAUAUGCAGGGUGAACAUUAACGAUUACAUCGGGAUUCCCGAUCCUUGGAGCAACUUUGAAGGGAUCUCCGAGGGCAAGUGGAUCUUGCGCGGACACUUCAGUCAGGCUGACAGAAGAUUCCCGAGGGAAACGAGAAACACCCAAUGUACUGCCAACGCUGCAAUGUCAUUGGUAUAUUCUCAACUGAGAAGUAUGCGCGAUUGGACCAGGGAUACCGUCGAUGAGGUUUUGGUAUCCGGUGACUCGUUGUAUGUUAGCUGCGUGGAAUAUCUUAAAGCGAAUAACAAAUUUUAUGACAACAUGUUGAUGGUUGACGAAGUACAGAGGAGAUUUCAGGUAGAAGAGAGACAAAUAAGUCUGGAUAUCGCCGACUGUCUCGUCAACGGAGUUGUCGACGCCAAGGACGACGAUUGCGAAAUUUUGAACCUGAAGAAGGGCAUUCAAGAAUUCUUCAAAGAAAACGACACAGGGGUGCUAACAAGUAGAAAAAUUUCGGUGGCACUUUGGAAAAAUCACGGAAUGUUCUAUUACUAUGAUUCCCACGGGAGAGACGAAUACGGAUACACUAGUCCAAUCGGGACUGCGUGCGUGCUUAGAAUUUCGGACUUGAACGAGUUGGUGAAGAUGCUCCAGAGCAACUUAGGACCUGACGUCGAAUCAGCGCUGUACAACCUGAGCAGAGUCCAAGUCCAAAUUUGGGAACAGACGGAAGACGGGAAGGCAAGACCUCCGUUGAAAAAUUACACCGAAGUCGAUCAAGAAAGUGCGAUCUUGCGUGCCACGUGGCACCUGAACUCCCCGAAGUUCGGCCUCAAUUCUGGCAAACAGGAAAUCCCAAUGCUGAUGAUUGCCUUCGGGAUGCUCAAGGUGUACCCGCCAUCCGACUGGGACAGGAAUGUAAUCGACGAAGUGAUGGUCCUUGGGGACAAGUUAUACGAAACGUCGCUGAUUGCGAUCCAGAAGCCACCUUCGGAAAUCGCGAACGACGAAGAGGACACGGACGAAAUCACCGUUGACAACGUCACCAAGGAGUUCAAGAUCGGUCUCAACAAGUUCAAUUUGAACGUCGGUGGUCAAGUGUUUACCGGAAAUUUCGAGCAAUUGGGCGAAACGUUAACUUUGUUCAUGACCGAGAACGUCCCGGACGAAGACCAGAGGGAAUUUCUACUUAUAUCGCCUGCGAUUUCGCUUGCCGGAUGGCGCGAUGACGGGGUGUACUUCAUUUUUGAUCCGGAAGCUAGAGAUCCGUACGGGCAGGUGUACGGGAAAGACGAAUGGAGCCAGAAGCCUCCCGAACCAUCGAUCAACGAAGAGGAAGAAGAAGAGGAGGAGGAGGAGGAAGAAGGUCAAUCAGCUGCCUUAGCAAUCCAGAGUAUGGAAGAAGGCGAAGAGGAAAUGGAAGAAGAAGAACCACCAUCUCCACCUCCGAGACCGAAGCACAGCGCCCAUUACUGGGAAAGCCUUUCGGAAGAAUACGGGAGGGCGUGUAUCAUGCAGUUCAACAGUUUGGAGAAGCUGGUGCAGUUCAUUGUUGAGCAGACUCCGCCGUUGCAACGAGAAGAAAUCGAAUACAGCAUGUACACGGUGGCUGUCGACACCGAGCUGUUGGUCAAGAACGUCCUUGAUCUCGAAACAACCACCGUACCAGAAGAUUUGUACGCCGGCGACUGGUACAACUUUAGAGAAAUCGAACACGGUCGCUGGAUUCUUCGAGGAGAAAUAAAUCAAAUGAACGAAAUGUUCCCGUGCUACAAUCGGGGCCAGCAGUACCUGUCCAACAGUGUCAUAGCCCUGGCCUUUGCCUAUCUCUACACGUACAAGAGGUACAAUCAGGAAACCAUCAACGGUAUUUUGCGAUACGGCGACAGAUUGCUGACAAUAAGCAGAAAUAUGCGCAUCAAGGAACUGACGGGUAACAAGGAGCUGAAUCUGACGAAGGACGAAGUUAUAACGAUAAUAGCUCAGACGACGUUCUCGAUUAACGAGAUAUACAACAAGUUUUGUAUCCAGGAGCACAUGCUAUUCAUGACUGCGACCGAACGUUUAAUACAAGGGGAAAUCACGGCGAAAGAUAUGGAAGAACUUUUCGACGUGAAGAAAGGUUUGGAAACGUUUUUCGAAACGGAAAAGUACGGGGUGCUAGAGGCGAAAGACACGGCUGUCGGGGUGUGGAAAGGGGAGAAGGUAUAUUAUAUGUUCGACCCUGCUUCCAGAGGUCCGAACGGUUUGGAAGCUGCCCAGGGGGAGGCUUGUAUAACGAGAUAUUUAGACCUGGAAGUGAUGACGAACGUUUUCCUUGAAAACCUUCCGAAAAAAGGAAGCAACAAUUUCUUUAUUCAUAAAAUUGAAUUUACCAAAGACAGGUGCUGCAUUAAGGUGCCAAAACCGGAGUCACCUCCGGCCCCCGAGCCUCCUCUUUGCACCUACACGAAACUCCUGCCCGGCAAAUGGAUUUUGCGCGGAUCGCUGAGUCAAGAUCAUCCGAAGUUUUCGCGAGAACCGAAUUCCAUGAGUGCCCCAGUAGCCGUCAUCGCUCUCACCAUGACGCUCCUCCACAAAUCGCAGAAAUGGACCAAGCCUGUCGUGGACGAGGUGUUGUACUACGGCGACGAGUUGUUCAACGAUUCGAUAAACAAUUUGGGCUACGACUUCAACCCUUGGAACCAGCAGAUCUCGCUGCACCUGGUCAACAAGGAUUACAAGAUCGGGAAGCUUCAGGCGAAUUGCGAAUUGAGGAACACCGACCAGAGGGGCAUCAUUGACAUUAAGGACCCCAAAAUAUUGAACCUUAGACAAGGCAUGGAACGUUUCUUCGAGGAAAACACUCACGGUGUGAUCCAAACGGAAACACUAACUGUGGCAAUUUGGGAGGACGAGGAUCUCGAUAAUGUAAUCUACAUGUACGACCCGAAUCCGAGAGGUCCAACGGGUCUUCACGCCCUCGACGGCACGGCUUGCGUGAUGAGCUUCGAGAACAAGAAGCUGGCUGCGGACCAUUUCAUCGCCAACAUAGCGGACGACCAGAAGAGACGUGAAUUCGUCAUAGUUCCUGUCGAGAUUGUGGUCGGCGAGAUGAAGACCAAAAGGGCGAAGAAGAGGCCCUGCAAGAAACCGCCUGUGCCUCCAACACCUUGUCCCACGUCCAUUCCGAAGAAGAUUCCCGUGUGCAACAGGGACAGCGUGAGGAACGUGUGCGCGGACGUCACAAAGCCUCACUUUGCCGGCAUGACCGUCGGGGUGGCCGACAAAUUUACCACCUUCGAAGCUACCAAAGGCUAUCAAGCAACCGCCGAGGUGAAACCGCCCGUCAAGGCAGCCACAGGUGGCGUGUGUCCACCUAAAACCCCGAAGAAACCGAAGAAGAAGCUAAAAUCGGGCAAAGUCGAAUUGGACAUCAUGGGCGCCACGUAUCAAAGCCCUACGGAAGCCGAAAAGAAAAAGAUCAUGGCGAUGGCCACAGCUGAGUACAACUUCAAACUGGGAAUGAAGUUGGCUAAAUUGGGUCGUACAGGCUUCCUGGACCUUCCAUCGGGCGAUAAGCUGCUCAGAGGGAUGAAGAGCCAAACCAGCAGGGGUUACAGCGUCUUCUCCCGCGGAAACCAAGACAUUCCCAACUGUCUCUGCUUCCUGGUGAUCUUCAAACUCACGCCGAUCGCCAACUGGACCCACAAGCACAUCGAUCUCAUCCUGGACUCGGGCGAUAAACUGUACAAGGACUCCUACAUCACGUACCAGCCCAAGGAUCCGAAACUGGGAUUGGCGAACGUCCUGCGGAAGUUCUACAUCAGACAGGUGGAGGUCUAUCUCGAAAUCUACGAGCCGUCCGUGUCCGGACUCCUGGUGGAGGACAACCUCGAGGCUGCACUGGUGAGUUUCUUUUAUCAAGAGAAUUUCUGCAUGCUUACGUCGCACGACCAAUGGGUUGCUAUUUAUUUCAAGAAGGGAUAUUAUUACAUGUUCGAUCCGCACGACAGAGACCUGAAUGGUAACAGGGUCGAACCGGGAACGCCCUAUGGUAACGCGUGCGUUAUCAGGUUCGACGAGUUGCGAUCUAUAGCUCGGAAAUAUAUCACUAAUGUCGUACUGUGCCCGUCGGACAGUAUUAAACAGUUCACUUUAGCUCUGGCAGCUAUAAAGACGAUCAAGCAGUCGGGAAAGGCUAUGAGUGCUAAGGGUUGAUUAUUUAUUUAUUUAUUAAUUGGUCGAUUUGGUGGUUCGUUGGGUCCAGUGGAAGCUGUUGGAGAUGUCGCGGUUCCUUCUUGACGCUUGGGCCUUUUUAUUUUCAUAUUUCGUUUGCCUGUUUACGUACAUUUUUCAUUCCGUUUCUUCAUGCAUUUUUUCUUACUCAUAAUUAACGAUUUUGUUUCAUAUUUUUUUUAAUCGAUCUAUUUAAUUGCACGCUUCAUACUUCGCAUUCCUUUUUUGGCACUGAUAUCACCAAUUGAACAUUACAUCUUUGACAUUAAUUUUAUUCUACAUUAUCAUUGCAUUUUCGGAAAUAUUCAUUUAUCAACUAUUCUCCAUAACGUACGCUUCUCAUUAUGCAAUUUACUUCAGGAUUAUUAACACUUUUUUCAUUCAUAACAUUUAAUCGCAAAUUACUUACAUCUAAUGACAUUUUACAUAUGCAAUCAAAUUUUUUUCUCUUAAUUCGCCUUCAAUUUCUUCAUUUACAUGCCUUUUAACAACAGACAUUAAAUCAUAAUUUUUAUCACAACUUUUUACACUCGUAUUUAUAUCAUUAAAGUCGUCAUGACCUUGAACAUUACCCACAAUGACUCCAAUUUUCGAUUUCCUUUAAUUUGAUCUCACAAAUCUCGACGGUAUCUCUAACCAUAAUUGCACACAUGCAUAUUCGUCUCAUUAAUCUUAACAUUUCUUUAAUUAAUCGCUCAGUUUAUCUCAUCAUCUAACAUCUCAUAAAAUCUUAUCCUUAAUCCUUUUCAUUCAUAUUUAAUUUCCAUAAAAUACACGCUCUCAUUUUAUUAAUUUAUCUCAUUCAGUCAUUAUUCAUAAUCGAUUAUAUCGCCCAAGGAAAUAAAAAGGCCCAAGCAGAUACUAGAUUCUACGAUUUUGUGUUGAUUAUAAUUGUCACUUUUAGAAAUGUAAUGCAAAAUAUGGUGGCCAUUGUUUUGUGACCCCGUUGAAAUAAAAUUUAGAAACCCAUGA